GAAAGAAGCAUACGAAACACAUCAGGAGAUAAAAGCUAUUUGUGAAUAAUGUGAAGGAGUUUGAGAACAGAUCAGUUUAAUGCUGCUAUCUAGAGACUGAAUGGAUUUAUAAACUGAAUGAAGAUUGUUUGAUGUUCUUCAUUCUUGAGACAGAGCACUUCCUGUAAAAUGAGUCUUUAUGAGAAGAGAGCGGAGGAUGUUCACACACAUAAAGCAGCAUCUCCUGAACCCAGCUGUGUGUCUGUGAAGAGUGACAUGUCUAUGCCUACUCCUCCUGUAUUCAGUGAUGGAGCAGUGACCUCUGACCCUGAAGUAAAGAGAGAUGAUGUGAGCAGAUUAGUGACCCCACCUCUGAUCUGCGCUAACUCAAACUGUCAGACCCUCAUCAUAGAGAGAGUCAAAGACCAACACAAAAGCAGCUUGAAGAGCAAGUAUGAGAGAUUAUUCGAGGGAAUUGAGCUAGAAGAGAAUCAAACCCUCCUGAACAGGAUCUACACACAGCUCUACAUCAUAGAGGGAGAGAGUGAAGGGGUGAAUGAAGAACAUGAGGUUUUACAGAUGGAGAAAACAGCCAGAACACAAGACACUGCAAUCUACUGCAAUGACAUCUUUAAACCCUUACAUGAACCAGGAUGUGUAGAGAAAGAUAACAUCAAGACUGUUCUUACUAAAGGCAUCGCUGGAAUUGGAAAGACAGUUUCUGUACAGAAGUUCAUUCUGGACUGGACCGAGGGAAAAGCCAAUCAGAUUGUAGAUUUCAUGUUUGUGCUUCCAUUUCGAGAGCUGAACUUGAUUAAAGAUCACCAGUACAGUCUUCACAGACUUCUGCUGGACUUUCAUCCUGAACUUCAAGAUCUGGACUCUGAGAUUUAUGAGGAGUGUAAAGUUGUGUUCAUCUUUGAUGGUCUGGAUGAAAGCAGAAUUACACUGAUGUUUUCAGACGAUCAGAAGGUUUGUGAUGUGAAUGAGUCUUCAUCAGUGGGUGUGUUGAUGUCAAACCUCAUCAGAGGAGAGCUGCUUCCCUCUGCUCUCAUAUGGAUCACCUCCAGACCAGCAGCAGCCAUUCAGAUCCCCUCCAAAUACAUCCACCGUCUGACAGAAAUUCAGGGAUUCACUGAGCCUCAGAAGGAGGAAUAUUUCAGGAAGAGAAUCAGUGAUGAGCAUCAAGCCAGCAGAAUCAUCUCACACAUUAGAAGAUCAAGAAGCCUAAACAUCAUGUGUCAAAUACCCGUCUUCUGCUGGAUCACAGCCACUGUGCUUCAAAACCUCCUGAAACAAGAUGACAGUGCAGAAAUCCCUCAAACUCUGACUGAAAUGUACAUCCACUUCCUGCUGACUCAGAUCAACAUGAAGAGUCAGAAGUAUGAUGAGAGAGAUCCAGAGAAACUCCUGCUGUCCAACAGAAGAGUGAUUACAAGACUUGCUGAACUGGCUUUCAAUCAGCUGAUGAAGGGCAAUCACAAUGUGAUGUUCUAUGAGGAGGACCUGAUUGAGAGCGGCAUAGAUGUCACUGACGCCUCAGUGUAUUCUGGGAUUUGCACUGAGAUCUUUAAGGAGGAAUCUGUGAUUCAUCAGAGGAAAGUCUACUGCUUCAUCCAUCUGAGCUUUCAGGAGUUUCUAGCAGCGCUCUUUGUGUUUUACUGCCAUGUAGUCAAAAAUGAGGAAUCACUGAAGUUGUUUCUGAAUGAAGGAUAUAAGAGUUACAGUCGGGAAAACUCACUGUAUGAGCUAUUAAAAGCAACGAUUAAUAAAUCCUUACAGAGUGAAAAUGGACAGCUGGAUCUUUUCCUGCGGUUCCUGCUGGGCGUCUCACUGGAGUCCAAUCAGAGACUCUUACAGGAUCUACUGACACACACAGUGAACAGCUCAAAGACCACUGAGAGAAUCACACAGUACAUUAAAUGCACAAUCAAAGGUGAUGAACAUCUCACAGCUGACAGAUGCAUCAAUCUGUUCCUCUGUCUGCUGGAAAUGAAGGAUCAGACUCUGUACAGAGAGAUUCAGGAGUUUGUGAAAUCAGAGAAUGUCUCCGUGAACAAACUCUCUCCGUCUCACUGCUCAACAAUAGCCUACAUGCUGCAGAUAUCAGAGGAGGUGCUGGAUGAGUUUGAUCUGAAGAAAUACAACACAUCAGAUGAGGGUAGAAGGAGACUGAUACCAGCUGUGGUGAACUGCAGAAAAGCUCUACUUGAUGGCUGUAAUCUCACUGAUCAGUGCUGUGAAAGUUUGUCUUCAUCUCUACAAUCAUUCAACUCCUCACUGAGCGAGCUGGACCUGAGUAACAAUGACCUGCAGGAUUCAGGAGUGAAGCUUCUGUCUGAUGGACUGAAGAGUUCACACUGUCGACUCAACAUACUGAGAUUAUCUGGUUGUAUGGUGACAGAGGAAGGCUGUUGUUUUCUGGCUUCAGCUCUGAGUUCAAACCCCUCACACCUGAGAGAGAUGGAUCUGAGCUACAAUCACCCAGGACAAUCAUUAGUCAAGCUGCUCUCUGAUCCAAACUACAGACUGGAUAAACUCAAUGUUGAUCAUGGAGGAGAGUUCAGGAUUACAACAGGACUAAAGAAAUAUGCAUGUGAUUUCACACUGGAUUUAAACACUGUGAACACUCACCUUGCUCUUUCUGAGAAGAACAGAAAGAUGACUUAUGUAGAAGACAAGCAGCCGUAUCCUGAUCAUCCAAAGAGAUUUGAGUGUCCUCAGGUUCUGUGUAGAGAGAGUCUGACUGGUCGCUGUUACUGGGAGGCUGAAUGGAGCGGGAGAGGGGUUUAUUUAUCAGUGGCAUAUAAAGGAAUCAGGAGGAAAGGAUGCCGUAAUAACUGUUGGUUUGGAUACAAUGAAAAGUCCUGGAGUCUGGACUAUUUUGAAAACAAAUUCACUGCCAGACACAAUAAUGAAAUCAUAGUCAUAUCUACCCAUUUGCGUCGCUCUAACAGAGUAGGAGUGUAUCUGGACUGGUCGGCCGGCCGUCUGUCCUUCUACAGCAUCUCUGACACACACACACUCACACACCUACACACAUUCAACACAACAUUCACUGAACCCCUCUACGCUGGAUUUAUGCUUGUUUUGAGAUCCUCAGUGUCUCUGUGUGAGAUUAAACAUCUUCCUGUGAGACAAUAUUGAGACAUAUAGUUGAGAAAUACUGACUGUUCAAAAGAUGUGGAUCAAAAUCAUGUCAGACUUUGUCUUUGUGGGACUCUUUGUGGGAAUCUCUCAGAGUUGUAGAGCUUGAAUACAUUCAAUGAUCAGCUUGUGCUUUGACCUCAGCAUUAUUAUUUGGGACCUAUCCUGCCCCUUUUUACAACAUGUAAUAUAAGUCUCAGGUGUCCCCAGAAUGUGUCUGUGAAGUUUCAGCUCAAA
Messenger RNA from Sinocyclocheilus rhinocerous, 3363 nucleotides. RefSeq names its product protein NLRC3-like. The record is from RefSeq and is a predicted model, not a curated record. The transcript has 8 exons. Gene Ontology annotation, molecular function: protein binding. Bases 169 to 3126 code for a protein of 985 amino acids. NCBI's taxonomy places the organism in Eukaryota, Metazoa, Chordata, Actinopteri, Cypriniformes, Cyprinidae.